CGCAUUUGAGAAUAUUCCAAACGUACAGGAUCUUCUGGAAUUCUUUUUUAUCAAUUAUCCUGAUAAGAAAUCGCUUGACGAUUGGUUCUUAAAACAAUAAUGCAAUGUUAACCUCAUAAUAUCCCCAGUCCACCAUUUUCUCUCGCAGUUAAUGCGCAAUAUUUCACAAUUUACUACACAACCAACACGCAAAUGUAACAAGCAAUAAAACAAACUCACAUUUCAAACAUGGGUAACGCAGCCUCCAACACCUGGGCGAUGAACUACCGCCUCCUGAAGGGUAUCCACGACGACGCUUACAAACACAUCGACCGUGCGAUCACCCUCGAAGAACAAGAACAACCAAAUCAAGCGAUUGAAGCCUACAAAGCCGGAAUACUCACAAUUGAUAAGGCCCUGGACGUGGUGAUAGCAUGCCCGGAUAAUCCAGAUGACACCUGGAGGGAUGCCUGCACAAUGGUGCAGAAGAUGAAACAAUCCAGGGCUGAGGUUCUUCAAAGGAUCAAUGCAAUCACAUCAUCUCCAGAUUUUGUGCAGAUGGAACCACCUCCAAUGUAUGAUCAUGUUGUUGAUGGACAAGCAGAAUCACACAGUCCAGAGAGAUUGAGGACUUAUAGUGAAUUAGCAGAGGCUCUGGAUAAUCUGAAGAUAAUUACACCUCAAGGUGAGGCUGAUAUCCUCAUCAGUUGUGAUAAUGUUGUGCAGUACUUCAUAUCACCCAAUGGGAAUGGUACAGUUGAUCAAUUGGAACCUCAGAAGAUGAACAUUGCUAUUUUACAAGAUGGAUCCCAAAUGUUAUACUUCCUGCAGAUUGGAAACUGGAUCUACCCUUUAGUACCAGGUGUUUCCCCCUGUUACAGAACAGAAUACAGAGCUUUUAUAUUCCCUGAUGUGCAUUCAGCUGUAGAGGGCGCUUCUGUUGGUAUCGUCAUACCGAAAGACGCCGAUGCUUUAGUUCUUGAAAUCCUCGAAGAUAUCUUACUCGGCGUCCACACAGAUGAGAAAAAAGACAAACUUUCACGUCAAAGACGUGCUGAGCCACAUCCGCAACCAGGCAGUUCGGUUGCGAGUGGACUUGUCACAGGCGCUGGGUAUUUAUCUCGCGGGUUGAUAUUUACAGCGACCAAAGUCGGCGAUUUGUUGAACUACGGUACCCCGAAAGUAAUCGCUAAUAUAACUCCUGCGCAAACAUCGGAAGUACCAACAAAUGUUCGGAAAACUUUACAAAUCGCCGAGAAAGGCACUGGGAAAGCCGCGGAAGUUACCGGAGUAGUCGCGUCAAAAAUUGGGGUAGCGACCAAUAAACUAGGCCAAUUCCUAGCGCCGCAUAUUGAGCGUCAGGGAACUAAAUUAUUAACUACUGCGUUCAAUUACACCGAAGAUGAAGCUUCCAAUCGUGUAAAUGGAGUUCUCACAGUCGCAGCUGGAGCUGUUGAGGGUUUCGGCACAGUUUACCAGGGUCUGCAUCAGUCCGCCGCCAUCUUGGGCUCGAAUCUCAAAGAUAACAGCGUGAAAAUCGUCCAGCACAAAUAUGGUGAAUCAGCGGGUGCCUUGGCGAAUGACACGCUUGGAACCGUCGGGAAUGUGAUCAGCAUCCGCGGCAACGCGAAAAUAUUCACACCCAAAGGCCUGGCGAAGAGUACAAUAAAACAAACCGGCAAGGCGAUGAUCCGUAGCACUGCAGCGAGCGCCAUCAUGGCGAAUGCACAUGCUUCCGGUAGUAGUAAUAGUGAACAGGCGGUGGAACCAUCAUCCGGUGGUGGGGGUACUGUGGUGAAGAAGAGUGAUAGCCAAGAAAAAAUGUGAUUUUAAAAGUAUUUGCCUAUAUUCUCGGAGUGUUUAUACUCAAAUGAAACCGAAAACGAAUGAUAUUCGCAUUGUAAUUAACUCUGAAUGUUUAAAUUAUUUCUAUUAUAAUCAAAUAAAAUGAAUUCGUUUUCGAAA
Molecule: messenger RNA, 1944 nt
Organism: Dalotia coriaria
Lineage: Eukaryota; Metazoa; Arthropoda; Insecta; Coleoptera; Staphylinidae
Gene: spartin
Product: spartin
Exons: 4
Coding region: 229-1806 (525 amino acids)
Biological process (GO): cell division; negative regulation of BMP signaling pathway
Cellular component (GO): plasma membrane
Source: RefSeq, a predicted model, not a curated record